This is a messenger RNA of Terrapene triunguis (Three-toed box turtle), 2198 nucleotides long. RefSeq names its product E3 ubiquitin-protein ligase TRIM7. Bases 1 to 1377 code for a protein of 458 amino acids. The transcript has 6 exons. Lineage: Eukaryota; Metazoa; Chordata; Testudines; Emydidae. Gene Ontology annotation, molecular function: zinc ion binding; protein binding. The record is from RefSeq and is a predicted model, not a curated record.
AUGGCUGCUGUCUUCCUCCCCGGGAACCUCCAAGACGAGGCAACUUGUUCGGUCUGCCUGGAGUUCUUCAAAGACCCCGUGUCCAUAGAGUGCGGCCACAACUUUUGCCGAGCCUGCAUCACCAAGAGCUGGAGAGGCCUGGAGAUGGAUUUCCCCUGCCCUCAGUGCCGGGAGAUCUUCCAGCAGAAGAACUUCAGGCCCAACAGGCAGCUGGCCAACAUGUGCGAGAUCAUCAGCCAGUUUGCAGUACCUGGGGCGAAAGAGGCUCCGGAGGAGGGGCUCUGUGAGAAACACAGGGAAGCGUUCAAACUCUUCUGCAGGGAUGAUCAGAGGUCGAUCUGCGUGGUGUGUGACAGAUCCCGGGAGCACCGGCCUCACACUGUGGUGCCCAUAGAGGAGGCUGCCCAGGAGUACAAGGAACAAAUUAAGAGCCGUUUGGAUUUCCUGAAGAAAGAGAGACAAGAAUUGCUGGAAUUUAAAUCAAAGGAUGAUAAGAAAAGCCAAGAGCUACUGAAAACUAUAGAGUUGGAGCGGCAGAUGCUCAUCUCUGAAUUCGAGGGUCUGCGCCAGUUUCUGCAUGACCAGGAGCAUCUCCUCCUGAGCCAGCUGGAGAAGAUGGAGAAGGGCAUCGCCAAGAAGCAGAAUGAGAACCUCACCGAGCUCUCCAAGGAGAUUUCACUCCUCAACCAACUGAUAACAGACUUGAAAGAGAAAAUCCAACAGCCGGUGCUUGAGUUGCUCAAGGAUAUGACGAGCUUCUUGAACAGGUACGGAGCUGCAUUCUUUUUACACUCCCUCAUGCUUUUCUCACGAGUGCUGCUGAACGAGACUCUGCAGGAUGAACUGGGAAAAGGUGAAAAAGAGGACCUGACUCUGGAUCCGGAUACAGCCAACCAGCUGCUCAUCCUAUCCACAGAUCUCAAGAGUGUGAGGAUGGGAUGCCGAAAACAGGAGCUGCCUGACAACCCCAAGCGAUUCGACACUAACUCCCGGGUGCUGGCUUUGGAAGGAUUCAAGUCGGGAAGGCAUUACUGGGAGGUGGAAGUGGGGGCCUCAGAUGGCUGGGCUUUUGGGGUGGCCAAGGAGUCGGUGAGGAGGAAAGGUCUGACUCAGUUUUCCCCCGAGGAGGGGAUCUGGGCAGUGCAGCAAAACGGAGGGCGCUACUGGGCUGUCACCUCCCCUCAACGCACCCCGCUUUGCACUGGUGAGAGGCUCAGUAAGGUCCGAGUUUACCUGGACUAUGAAGGGGAAGAAGUGUCAUUCUACAACGCUGAGAACAUGCAGCACAUGUUUACCUUUAAUGUUGCCUUCAAUGAGAGGGUGUUCCCCCUCUUUUCCGUCUGCUCCACAAUCACCUACAUUAAACUGUGUCCCUGAAACUUGCAAAACAAUUCACUGAAGACUUACCCAGGUGCCCCUCACAGAAAAAGCAGCCAGAAACCAUGAAGAUGAGCAUGGCAUUAAUGCAAUAGCUAGGUAGUUAGCUAGCUAGCCUAGGCAGUUGCUUGUGUUUUCACGAUCAGGUGAUCUAGCCCUGACCAGAACAGGUCCAGACAACAUGGCAGUUGAUCUACAUUUGCAAUCCGUGAGGUUGGGCCGAAAGCGCCUUAAAAUCAAUAAACAGACUCCAGUUGAUUUAAGUGGGCUUUGUAUCAGGCCCCAGGGCGGGUGCAAUGAGGGGAGAUUUUCAGAAAACUGCCAGUGUAGACAAAGAUUAGCAGGGCAAAAGCAAUAUGACCGGGUCUAAGGACUUGUAAAUUACCACAUUUAAGCCAAACCAAUUUAAAUAAGGACUGCUCUGGUUUAUAUGCAUCAAUACUGGGGGUUUUGCUCUGGUCUAACAAGAUCAAUCAUAAAUCCAUAUAGUUAAACUGUUGCAACUUUUCUAAUACAAGCCAGGUCUAACGCUGCUGGAAACAGCUGAGCCUUGUCUAAACUGCAGCUUCCAUCACUGGAGCUGCACCAGUCCAGCAAUUGCUUAACAGUUUCCCUAUAGUAGCAGAGGCCUUAGUGGGAGCCUCUGAUUGUUGUCUUUAUUUGAAGGCUAGAUGCUAGUCCUAUUUGUGUGACCCAUGCACCUCUUCUGUAUCUCUUGAUGUGUAAGUUGUUUGAAAGUCAAUGGCAAAUAAUUCUUUCCAUGAUGGGGCUUGGAAGCUCACUGAUUAUCAAAAGGCCUUGUAGUAGAAAUAAAAUCUGAA